AUGACCACCCAAACAGACGUCCUCAUCAUCGGCGCAGGUCCGUCCGGCCUGGUCCUUGCUCUCUGGCUCACACGCCAGAAUGUCAACGUGCGCAUCAUUGAUCGUCAAGAAUCGAAACCAUCUACCUCGCGCGCGCUGGUCAUCCAUGCACGCACAAUCGAGCUCUACCGCCAGUUGGGCCUUGCCGACGACGUGGUCGCUAAUGGCCACAAGGUCGAGGCCACCAAUAUCUGGGCCCAGGGAUCGCAUAGGGCCCAUGUUCCGAUUGGAGAUGUCGGCAAGGGCCUGACUCCGUAUCCUUUCCUUCAAAUUUACCCACAGGAUUUUCACGAGCGGUUGCUGGAAGAGCGGCUGAACGCGAUGGGGGUGACGGUCCAGCGGAACUGGGCCCUGGUCGACUUGACUGAGCAUGAGGAUCAUGUCUCGGCUCGACUACAGCACGCAAAGGAUUCUGCAGACACCACAGAUGAAGAGAGGCUGGAAACAACAUGCACAGCCAAGUACAUCGUCGGCUGUGAUGGCGCCCAUUCCACCCUCCGCCACGCGUGCAACAUCGACUUCGCCGGCGCGACCUACCCCCAGCUCUUCUACGUGGCGGACGUCGAGGGCAGCGGGCCCACAAUGAACGGCCAGGCGCAUGUCACCGUCAACGGAACCGAGUUCAUGCUGUCUUUCGCAUACGAUGACAACCGCCGUGCACGUCUCUCUGGUGCCGUCGACGAGGCCAGACUCACCAAGGAACUGUCCGACCUCACCGUCGACGACGUCGCGCCCACCGCUCUCCAGGCUAUGAGACUUCACAUCGACAAGGUCAACUGGUUCACCACCUACCGCGUCCACCAUCGCGUGGCCGCGUCUUUCCAGAAGGGCCGCGCGUUCCUGGUCGGCGACGCCGCGCACAUCCACAGCCCCGUCGGCGGCCAGGGCAUGAACACAGGCAUCGGCGACGCCAUCAACCUCGCGUGGAAACUCUCUGCGGUGCUCCAGGGCCGCGCCGACGCAUCGCUGCUCGCGAGCUACGACGCCGAGCGGCACGCCUUUGCCAACAUCCUCGUGAGCACCACCGACCGGGCCUUCACCACCCUCGUCUCCAAGGGGUACGUGGCAGGCUUCCUGCGCACGUGGUUCGUCCCGACCAUAAUGCCGUAUCUCACGCGGCUGACGGCGGUCCGCCACCGUAUCUUCCAGGGCGUGUCGCAGAUCCUGGUGAAUUAUCGAGAGAGCGCGCUGUCCGCGGGCACGGCGGGCUCCGUGCAGGGCGGCGAUCGCAUGCCGUGGGCGCCUGUCGGGGAUCUUGACAAUUUCGACAGUCUGAAGGAGAUCACAUGGCAGGUACAUGUGUAUGGAGCGGCGAAGCCGGAGCUGGAGGAGUGGUGCCGGGCCAAGGGGAUCCCGCUGCACGGGUUUCCCUGGGAUGCGAAGUACCAGGGGGUGGGAUUGGGUCAAGACGCGGCGUACCUGAUCAGACCGGACACUUAUAUCGCGGUUGCAGAGCCAUCGGGGCUGCCCGAGAAUUUCGACAAGUAUCUGGCGGAGCACAACCUGCGCAUGACAUGA
This is a messenger RNA of Aspergillus clavatus NRRL 1, 1557 nucleotides long. RefSeq names its product putative FAD binding monooxygenase. Lineage: Eukaryota; Fungi; Ascomycota; Eurotiomycetes; Eurotiales; Aspergillaceae. The record is from RefSeq and is a predicted model, not a curated record. The coding region runs from base 1 to 1557 and encodes 518 amino acids. The transcript has a single exon. Gene Ontology annotation, molecular function: FAD binding.